Messenger RNA from Felis catus (domestic cat), 6529 nucleotides. RefSeq lists its product as uncharacterized. The transcript is spliced from 3 exons. NCBI's taxonomy places the organism in Eukaryota, Metazoa, Chordata, Mammalia, Carnivora, Felidae. Gene Ontology annotation, molecular function: nucleic acid binding; RNA-DNA hybrid ribonuclease activity; aspartic-type endopeptidase activity. The record is from RefSeq and is a predicted model, not a curated record. The coding region runs from base 955 to 3759 and encodes 934 amino acids. Gene Ontology annotation, biological process: proteolysis; DNA integration.
UCCCUGGAAGGGGACGGCCCUCUCGCCAGCGCGCAGGAAGAAACAUCGCCAGCGCAGGGGAAGAAACUGAAGGGCAACCAAUCACCGAGCGCCAGCACAACCCAAUGGAGAGCCCUAAGCAGCGCACGGGAACAAACUCAAGGUCAACCAAUCACUGAGCGCCAGCACAAUCCAAAGGAAAGCCCCGAUCGGCUCUCCAGAACGAACUGAAGGUCAACCAAUUACCGAGCGACAGCACAACAUGGCACAAGAGAAAGACCCACCCGAGCCUAAACCCGGAACUGCUACAGCUUAAAUACCCUACCCCACCAUACCCGGACACGAUUUCUCUGACUCCCUCCUUGAGUCACGGAACCUCGCCCAGAACCUUAGUUCCCAAUAAAGCCUUAAACUGUAAAAAUUCUUUUUGACUCUAACUCCUGUCUUUACCCCGCACAACGCCUGACACUAACAUUUGGUGCCGAAACCCGGGAGGAGGUGAUAGCUCGCCUCCCUUGGCUGAACUCCCCACUCCUCACCAAGCCAGAUGCCAACCACCCUACUCUCAAGAGCCUACAGGAGCCGCCCCUGAUAUUCGAAGAAGACUAAAAAGGGCCAAAGACGGCCCUCAAACCCCUAUGGCCGACCUGGUAAAGAUGGCUUUUAAAGUUUUUAAUGGCCGAGAGGAAGCUCAAGAACAACAGCGACAGGCCCGUCUCCAACAAAAGGGACGACAGACUCGCAAUGCCUCCACGUGACGAGGCUUCACCCGGAUUGGACUCUGCCUUCCAACUGCUGGAGAUGGAGGAUGACAACUGACGAGGCCCAGACUCAGUAACUCCGGUGACCCACGCUGAGCCCAGGGUAAAACUCCAGGUACCGGGUAAGUUCAUCUCCUUUCUGUUGGGCACGGGGGCUACCUAUUCCGUCCUGCCGAGCUAUUCCAGCCCCAACACACCAUCCUCCAUUUCGGUCAUGGGCAUAAAUGGCACCCCCUCCAUUCCCCCAUGCACACCAGUACUCACCUGCUGCCUGGAUGGCCUCCACUUCUCCCACUCCUUCCUAGUCAUCCCCUCCUGCCCCAUCCCCCUGUUGGGCCGAGACAUCCUCCGUAAAUUAGGAGCCUCUAUACAUUUACCAGCUAUUUGCUCCUCCCCCAACCCCACUCAUCUCCUACUGGCUGUUAUCACGGACGACAUAGACCACAGCCUUAACCCACACCCAGACCUCCCAAUAGACCCAAUCGUAUGGGAUACAUCCACCCCAACAACCGCCACCCAUCACCAACCUGUCCUCAUUAGACUCAAAAAUCCAUCACAAGUCCCAUCUAGACCCCAAUACUCAAUCUCCCACACCCACCGACUAGGCCUGAAGCCCAUCAUCGAUCCCCUACUCAAGGAGGGCCUCCUAAUCCCAUGUCAUUCCCCCUGCAACACCCCAAUCUUGCCUGUACAAAAGCCAAAUGGCUCAUAUAGACUAGUUCGAGACCUCCGAAUAAGCAAUGAAGCUGUAAUUCCCAUCCAUCCAGUAGUGCCGAACCCAUAUACCCUCCUCUCCCAAAUCCCCCCAUCCACGACCCAUUUUACAAUGCUUGAUCUCAAAGAUGCCUUUUUCACCAUUCCCUUACAUCCUGAAUCCCAAUUCCUCUUCGCCUUCACAUGGCAAGAUCCAGUCACUUCUCUGGCCUGCCAACUCACAUGGACGGUACUUCCCCAAGGAUUUCAUGAUAGUCCCCAUCUCUUUGGGCAGGCUUUGGCCAGGGAUCACCUCAAAGCCCCACUCUCCAGUCACUGUACUCUACUACAGUACGUAGAUGACCUUCUAUUAUGUGGAACCUCUUUCGACCACACCAAACAAGAUACAGUCCAAAUCCUAAAUUUCCUGGCUAACCUGGGGUAUCGAGUCUCCCCACACAAAGCCCAAAUCUGUACUACUGCAGUCACAUUCCUGGGAGUCUCACUCACACCUACUACCAAGGCCCUAAUCCAAGAUCGCCUCCAAGCCCUCCAGACCCUGUCCCCACCUACCAAUGCAGACGAAAUCCUCUCCUUCCUGGGUCUAGUAGGCUUCUUCCGACACUGGAUCCCUAACUUUGCUAUACACGCAGCUCCCCUAUACAAAGCAGCCAAAGAAACCCCCCAAGGCCCACUCUCCAGCCCAGGAUCGGUUGCAAGGGCCUUUCAACGGCUGGUCACAUCUCUAGUCACUCAACCGGUCCUUUCCCUCCCUAAUGUUUCAAAGCCUUUCCUCUUAUACACAGAUGAGAGGGCUGGAAUUGCAACAGGGCUCCUAACCCAACCGUGUGGCCCUAAGUUACAAGCUGUCGUCUACCUUUCUAAACAACCGGACCCUACCAUCAGGGGGUGGCAACCCUGCCUCAGAGCACUUGCAGCAGCAGCCACCCUAACCCAAGACGCACUCAAACUCACCCUACACUGCCCCCUAAUGGCACUUUCAUCGCACCGUCUAUCUGAUCUCCUUACACAUAAGGCCCUGGCACACCUCUCCCCAUCAUGCGUACAAUUGUUCCAUCUGCUCUUUAUUGAAAAUCCUGAAAUAUCUCUCCAACUGUCCCCCAGACUCAAUCCUGCCACGCUACUUCCACAAAUCAACCCUAAAGACACUUCACAGCCACCCUUCCACUCCUGCACUGAACUUAUAGAUAUUCUCUCCAAACCCUCAUCUAACUUAAAGGCCCUUCCCCUCACUUCCCCUGAUCUCACUCUAUUUGUAGACGGCAGCUCACUAGUUGACUGCAAGGGCCACCGACGAGCAGUGUAUGCUGUAGUUACAUUAAACCAAACUCUAGAGACCCAGACACUACCCACAGGAACCACAUCCCAGAAGGCUGAACUCAGAGCCCUCAUUAGGGCUCCCCAAUUGUCCAGAAACAAAAGGGUCACAAUAUACACAGACUCAAAAUACGCUUUCCUUAUUGCACACACACACUCCCACUUAUGGGAAGAAAGAGGAUUCCUCACAACGAAGGGUACCCCCGUCAUCAACGGGCCACUCAUGGCGAAACUCCUUGAGGCCCUCAAACUCCCACAGGAAGUGGCCAUUGUCCACUGCAAGGGCCAUCAACCCCUAACCACAGAGAUAGCUAUAGGAAUUCACAAGGCAGACAACACUGCCAGACAAACAGCUCUCUCUCUUGACCCAGUUCCUAUGGGCAUCCUCACCGAAGCUACAACUCCCGAUUAUACCCCAGAUGAACAAAAACAAUACAUGGCCCAUCCCGAUGCCCACACCAACGCAGGCUGGAUCAUGCUGGGCCCCCAACUGGCCCUCCCAAAUAGUCUAGUCCCUUCCCUACUAACAAAAAUCCACAAAACCCUACACAUUGGGCCGGAGGCCACCUUCCACUUCCUUGAGCCCAUUAUGUACCACCCCCACCUACGACAGCUGAUGGCCAAAACACACGAACAAUGCACCACAUGCGCCGCAGUCAGUCCCCAAGGGAGAAUGAGGCGCCCAGGCCCCACUCAUCAGAUGCGGGGCCAUCUCCCGGGCGAAGACUGGCAACUAGAUUUCACUCACAUGCCAAAACACAAAAAAUUACGGUAUCUCCUUACUAUAAUUGACACCUUUACAGGGUGGAUAGAAGCCUUCCCCACCUCAUCUGAAGGGGCCUCCACAGUGGCUGAGAUCCCACUCAAGGACAUCAUUCCCUGCUUUGGUCUACCAAGAAGGAUACAGUCUGACAAUGGGCCCGCUUUCAUCUCAGCAGUCACCCAACAGGUCUCCAAAGCUUUGGGUAUUACUUGGAAACUCCACUAACCACACCACCCCCAGUCCUCGGGUAAGGUUGAAAGGGCCAAUGGCCUCAUAAAAGACCAUCUCACUAAACUCCCCAUAGAGACUCGGCUUUCUUGGCCUCAACUCCUACCUAUAGCACUCACCUGACUCCGAGCCGCUCCCUGAGGACCCACAGGCCUCAGCCCAUUUGAACUCCUAUACGGGCGACCCUUCCUGUUACCCCAACCCCUACCAAAAGAUCCUCCUCCUUUGGCUGCCAAUCUCCCUUACCUCAGCCUGCUCUGACACCUGAUUCGCCAGUACGCUGACCUCACUCUACCAGCUCCCAUCAAUCUCUCCUCUCCCUCACUACCUGUAAACCCAGGAGACUCAGUGCUCCUUCGAGUAAGACAAAAACCAACCCUUGCCCCCCUGGCGGGAGGGUCCCUACACACUCAUACUCACAACCCCCACGGCUGCUAAAUUACUGGGCCACACCCCGUGGGUUCACACCUCCGACCUCAAACGGGCCCCUCCUUUACCCCCUAUACCAGAAGAGUCGUGGACCUCCCAACCAACCGGCCCCCUCACCCUCUAACCCGACAGGCCCCUUCAUGACGGACCCUUCGCCUCGGUUUUCCACCUUCACACUCACAAUAUUACACGAGCCACAACUCUCCCACUCAUCCGACCCCAUCACCCUCCCCUUAUUUCUCUCCUGGGUCUCCGACUGUUGGCUUCAGGGAACUCUCCAAUUUCUCCCCCGCCGAAAUCUCCUUUACCUUUUUACUAACCAUACUUAUAUAUCAUGAUGAUACUUCCCUUGUUACUCCUUGUUAAUAUCAUCCCCCUUAUGCCCUCACAACCCUCCUAUAGGUGGGCUUUUUUACCUAUCCGAAACUUUAAUGGACACAGCUCUAUCAUAUCCUCUACCCCUUGCCCCAUUGUUGGGUGCCUAAAUCAAGUCACCUUUAAAUUCCCCUCUUUCAACACCCUCCAAGCCUCUACGCGGAUUACUCCCACCAUUUGCUUUUUAUAUGACCGAACCCACAAAAUAUGCUCCCAAACCUCCCCCAACCAAUAUGGAGGAUGCCCCUAUCACUAUUGUAACAUACACUGGCUCAACCUAUACUGCUUCACAGGACCAAGGACAGUCUGCUUCUGCUUAAAAAAUGGCAACUUUACCCUUACUGUCCCUGAUCCAUGGGAUACCCGCUGGCAAACCGGAAUAAAGGGCAAACUGUAUCAGAACGGCCAUUUCUCUAACCCCAUCUCCUCUUUAACCAUCUAUCGAACCUAUGAGCCCUCUAUGUCUCCUUCCCUCUCCAACCUUAAAGAUCUUACCCAAGUAAUCACGGACCAAGAAGACCAGCUCAACACACAACUACAGACACCCCCUGCACAACAUCCCUUCUCAUGGCUUACAUUAAUCAGACAAGGAGCGAUCCUGCUUAACCACUCAGGCUUAACCAACCUGUCAUACUGCUUUCUUUGUGCAUCCCUUCAGCGGGAUCCAGUAAUAGCCGUCCCAUUACCCAUCCCCUUUCCCAACACCACUAACUCCAUCAACCACCCCAGAAGUCAAAUCUCUCUACAGAUUCCCAUCCUCACUGAGACCCCUCAAAGCAACACGUCUCACCCAAUAUGCUACUCCUCUCAUGCCUCCCCAACUUGCCCCUCCCCCCUGCCUAUGCCUAGCCACGACCCUCCCCCAGGGGGAUUCUAUUGGUGUAAUGGCACAGCUUAUAAACAAAUGCCCCAAAAUGCUUUUAUCUGUCUCCCAGUCACCAUUAUCCCCCAACUCACCCUAUACAGACAGGAAGAACUCCAUCAACUCCUCGAAUUCUGUCUCCGAAAACGAGCCGUUUUCCUCCCACUAAUGGUCGGACUAUCCCUAGCCACGUCCCUAUGGGGUUGGGACGAGCUCCCUUGCACACUCCAUUACCUCCUCCAGGGACGUGUCAGAUAGGCUCCAAAUCACAAUAGAAGCCUCAGCAACCUCCCUAUCUGCAUUACAAAGGAAGAUCAAGUCCCUAUCACAGGUCACUCUACAAAACCAACGAGCCUUAGAUCUCCUAACAGCAGAAAAAGGGGGAACAUGCCUGUUCCUGAGGGAAGAAUGUUGCUACUACCUCAAUGAAUCAGGCUUAGUUGAAACCAAUAUAGAACACCUAAAGGAAAUCCAAAAAACUCUAUCCACCCGCCCAGGAUCCUCAGACCCCCUAACCUCCUGGUGGCAAUCACCCCUCUUAACUUGGCUCCUCCCCAUAGUCACCCCACUAGUUGCUAUCUGUAUAAUAUGUUCUUACCUUGUUUUCUCCGUUUCGUAUGGAAACGAAUUCAUGAAGUUUCCCAGGUCGCAUUUCAUCAGAUGGUGGUCCGGCCCUAUUCCGCAUUCCAACCUCAGACCCCACAUACUAUGGCCUCGCCUUUACACCGCAGGAAGCAGCCAGAUCAGAUCCAUCGCCCAUUAUCACCAAUAAGAGGUUGGAAUGUUAGGAUGUCCCUGGAAGGGGGCGGCCCUCUCGCCAGCGCGCGGAGCAAACUGAAGGUAAACCAAUCACCGAGCGCCAGCACAAUCCAAGGGAAAGCCCCGAGCGGCUCUCCAGAGCGAACUGAAGGUCAACCAAUUACCGAGCGACAGCGCAACAUGGCACGAGAGAAAGACCCACCCCGAGCCUAAACCCGGAACUGCUACAGCUUAAAAACCCUAUCCCACCAUACCCGGGCGCGAUUUCCCUGACUCCCUCCUUGAGUCAUGGAACCUCGCCCGGAACCUUAGUUCCCAAUAAAGCCUUAAACUGCAAAAAUU